GGCCUUUUGAGCUCCUGGUCUCUGUGGCCUCCUGAGCUACACGAUUUGGGAGAUCCACAGCUAAGACGCCAGGACUCCCUGGAAGCCUAGAAAUGGGACCAUUGACAUUCAUGGAUGUGGCAAUAAAAUUUUCUCUGGAAGAGUGGCAAUUCCUGGACACUGCACAGCAGAAUUUAUAUAGGGAUGUGAUGUUAGAGAACUACAGCAACCUGGUCUUCCUGGGUGUUGAUGUCUCUAAGCCAGAUUUAAUCACCUGUCUGGAGCAAGGAAAAGAGCCCUGGAAUAUGAAGAGACACAAGAUGGUAGCCAAGCCCCCAGUUGUGUAUUCUCAUUUUGCCCAAGACCUUUGGCCAGAGCAGGGCAUAAAAGAUUCUUUCCAAAAAGUAAUACUGAGAAGCUAUGGAAAAUACGGACAUGACAAUUUACAAUUAAGAAAAGGCUGUGAAAGUGUGGAUGAAUGUAAGAUGCACAAAGGAGGUUAUGAUGAACUUAAGCAAUGUUUGACAACUACCCCAAGCAAAAUAUUUCAAUGUGAUAAAUAUGUAAAAGUCUUUCAUAAAUUUUCAAGUUCAAAUAGCCAUAAGAUAAGACAUACUGGAAAUAAUUCUUUCAAAUGUAAAGAAUGUGGCAAAUCAUUUUGCAUGUUUUCACACCUAACUAAACAUGAAAGAAAUCAUACUAGAGUGAAUUGUUACAAAUGUGAAGAAUGUGGCAAAGCCUUUAAUGUGCCCUCAAAGCUUGAUAAUCGUAAGAGAAUUCAUACUGGAGAGAAACCCCACAAACGUGAAGAAUGUGGCAAAACAUUUAAUGUGUUCUCAAGCCUUAAUAACCAUAAGAGAAUUCAUACUGGAGAGAAACCCUACACAUGUGAAGAAUGUGGCAAAGCCUUUAAUGUGUUCGCAAGCCUUAAUAUUCAUAAGAGAAUUCAUACUGGAGAGAAACCCUACAAAUGUGAAGAAUGCGGCAAAGCCUUUAACCAGCCCUCACACCUUGCUACACAUAAGAGAAUUCAUACUGGAGAGAAACUCUACAAAUGUGAAGAAUGUGGCAAAGUCAGCCAGUCCUCACACAUUACUACACAUAAGAGAAUUCACACUGGAGAGAAACCCUACAAAUGUGAAGAAUGUGGCAAAGCUUUUAAAGUAUCUGUACAUCUUACUACACAUAAGAAAAUUCAUACUGGAGAGAAACCCUACAAAUGUGAAGAAUGUGGCAAAGCCUUUAACCAAUCCUCAGCCCUUACUACACAUAAAAUAAUUCAUACUGGAGAAAAACUUUACAAAUGUAAACAAUGUGGUAAAGGUUUUAGCCAAUCCUCAACCCUUACUAAACAUAAGAUAAUUCAUACUAAAGAGAAACCCUACAAAUGUGAAGAAUGUGGUAAAGCUUUUAACCAAUAUUCAACCCUUAAUAAACAUAACAUAAUUCAUGCUAGAGAGAAACCCUACAAGUGUGAAGAAUGUGGCAAAGCCUUUAACAAGUCCUCAAUUCUUAACAGACAUAAGAUAAUUCAUACUAAAGAGAAAUCCUAUAAGUGUGAAGAAUGUGGCAAAACUUCUGACUAAUGCUCACACCUGAGUGCACGGGAACUAAUUUAUAUUUUAGACAAAUUGUACAAAUAUAAAGAACGUGAUGAAGCCAUUAAUAACUGCUCAUAUUUUAACAUCAGAGAGCUAAUACAAGCAUUAAAGGCGCAAUUACUGUCAAAAGAUCUUCCAGAAAAUAUAAGCCUUUAAAAUGUAUUGAAUUUAUUGCUGUAAAUUCUUAUGGCUUACCGUUCAGAAUCUCUUCAUGCAAAUUCUGUUUUUAC
Molecule: messenger RNA, 1810 nt
Organism: Symphalangus syndactylus (siamang)
Lineage: Eukaryota; Metazoa; Chordata; Mammalia; Primates; Hylobatidae
Product: zinc finger protein 723-like
Biological process (GO): regulation of transcription by RNA polymerase II
Molecular function (GO): RNA polymerase II cis-regulatory region sequence-specific DNA binding; DNA-binding transcription factor activity, RNA polymerase II-specific
Source: RefSeq, a predicted model, not a curated record